CCUUUACCUACUUCAGGGGCCACCUACUGACUAGCUGCUCCAGCUUUCAGUGCACUGCAAAUGCACACAGUCACACACCGGUCCCUCAUGCACACCACAGACACAAGCAUUCCAGGGCAUAGCAGCAUGGACCCACUACCCGAGACCCCCACCCCUUGCUGUCCAGCCCAGAUUAAAGUCUGUGGGUGAAUGCCCACACAUGGUCCUCCCCCACCCAGUGCCGUGCCUCCAGUGCCGUUCCCUCAGGGCUCGGUAACGGCCGCACCCCCCUGCACACCGCUCCCCACCCAGCCCGAGAAGCACCCAAAGGUGCCGCCACUUCUGCGCAUGCACAGGCGGAACUUGGGAGGCACAGAGGUUGUGGGGGCAGCACCGUGGUGAACUGGGGCAUCAAGAGGCAGUAUGGAGAAAAUCAUGGCACAUCUCCUGCGGGAAACCCUUGAAGAGCUAGGGAGAUACGCCUUCCCGAGAUUCAAGAGGGAACUCAGUAAAAUCCAGCCCGAGGAGCAGUAUGAGCGCAUCGAACUGGAGAGCCUGAUGGGGCUGUCACGAGCAGCCCUCGCCGAGCUGCUGUGCAGCCACUACGGACAGCCCUAUUGUGUGAAGGUUACAGUCAGAGUGCUGAAGGCCAUGGGAAGGAGCACCCUGGCAUAUGCACUCCUGCGCAGGCUGACCGAUGGGGCAAAUUUUGUCGAGCGCUACAAAAAAAUUGUGAUCCAGCAAUCCUCUAAUGUGGCUAAUGUCAUCAUGGCUCUCCUCCAUGAACAUGUACUGACCUCUGAGCAGUCUGACAGCAUCAUGUCAGAAAGAACCAACCAGAAGAGAAUGCAGAAGCUCUAUGAACUAGUGCCAACGUGGGAUGUCACAAAGAAAUAUUGCCUGUAUAAGGUUCUAUGUGCAACAAAUCCAAUUCUCACUUUAGCAUAUACAGCUGUCCAGGCACAGGGUAGCAUCAUAUUAAAGGAUCCCUGGGAAGACAUUUUCUAUCCUCAAGGUCCCCAGAAACACACUAUAGAACUUCAAGGUCCCCGGGCACAGUCUGGCUUUAGUAAUCAGGGUGGUCUCUGGGCAAAGUCUGGCCUUAGUAAUCAGGGCGGUCCGCCGGCACGGUCUGUCUAUAUAGUUGCAGAUGAUCCCUGGGAAGACAUUUUCUAUCCUCAAGGUCCCCAGAAAAACACUGCAGAACUUCAAUCUCCCCAGUAUCCGUCUGAACCUGUACGUCAGGGCGGUCCCCGGGCACAGUCUUUCAUUAAAUUUCACGGUGCUACAGCUGGGGACUUGCCCUCUAAAAAGACAGACUGGUCGGACGAGGGCAGCAGCGUCCAUGGGGCAGCAGUGUCCAUGUUACCACUCUUUGGAGACAUUGAUAAGAGCACCAGUCCCAGUUCGGGCAGCAACACACGUUCAGGUGCCAUCUGCAUGUCAUGUCGCGCUGAAGAGGACUGGGCAGAAGAAGUGAAGCCAGAGAUUAUUGGGGACAAACGAGGGAAGAAGGAGAUAUACAGAGCUCAUUUUCCUCGGGCUGGUCUGUUCCGCUGUGUCGAGACGGACCUUGAGUUCCUGGUGAGGACGGCCACCAGCAUUGAGUACAAGUACUCCUUCUGGGAGCGUCACCUGGCUUCGGGGAUCCCCCCUGUAUGGAUGGAGGUUGGCCCCGUGUUCGACAUCCAUGCCCCACCAGGCACUGUAAAGGCCAUUUAUAUCCCACACUUCCUGUGUCUUGGAGAGUGGAAGCAAAACACUUUCAGGAUCCAAAUUGCCCAUGUUGUUGAUGGGAACCUACUCCUGGAGAAGCCUACAAGGGUGAAGCCAUUCCAUGCUGUGCUGCAGGACCCCAGCUUUUCCCCCAUGGCUGUCAUAGUGCUUUCUGACAUAUUGCCAUUCAUCCCCGUCCAUUCCCUCGUACUCCUCUAUCAGGUCUUAAGUGCUGCAGACAUCACCUUUCACCUCUACCUAAUCCCCAACCAUCGUGGCCUGGAAAAGGCAGUGGAUGAGGAUGAGAAGAGAAAUGGACAUUCGGUCUUGGUGCACAAACCUCCCAACACCAUCCUGAGAUUUAACAGGUGGUAUCGUGUAUCCAGUUCUUCAAGGGCAGAGAUAAACCCCAAAAAGCUGAAAUUCACCUACCUGUCAUUGGACAGACGUCAGCUCUUCACUGAGAUCUACACCAAGGACAUGGAGGAAGGAAUGCAGCUCACCUUGACAAAGGCGGACCAGGAGGGCAAAAGGGACUGCGAGCCACUCUGGGACACCUUCCUUAGAGCAGGUGACAUCAAGCAAGCCACCUCUUCCACUCCAACAUGCUCAGAUCCCUCACUCUUGGAGCGUGAGCCAUCCUCUGCUCUCCAGGUCAGACAUAAAGCCUGUGCACCAGGACAGCAUUUUGUGGAGAAACACCGAGAGCAGCUGAUCCAGCGUGUGACAUCAGUCGACAGCAUUCUGGAUCGGCUCUACAUGCGUGUUCUGAAUGAUGAGCAGUACAACCACAUCCGAGCAAACAGCAUCAGGCAGGAGAAAAUGCGCCUCCUCUACGACUUCAUGUCCAGCUGGGACACCAAAUGCAAGGACCUGUUCCUUCGUGUGCUGGAGGAAACCAAUCCCCACCUCAUCCAAGACCUCAAGGAUCGUGAGGGCCAACCUGAGGAUGAUGGUGGUUCCAAGUGAACACAGGACUUUGAGGACUCAGGGAGGGUGAGAGAUGGGGAGCCCCAGGAUGGGAUCUAAGGACUCAGGGGAGCCUGCACUACAGUCUCAGGAGGAGCCAGCAGCCAGCGCUGCUGAGGGGGACUGAUGAAGUAGUAUGAUAACCCUUCCUGUGCACUGCACCACGUGGGGAAAAAGCUGGCCCCAGAGCCAGCAGGUGUGAAAAGAAACAAA
Molecule: messenger RNA, 2877 nt
Organism: Anas platyrhynchos (mallard)
Lineage: Eukaryota; Metazoa; Chordata; Aves; Anseriformes; Anatidae
Source: RefSeq, a predicted model, not a curated record